UCUCAAAUAUGACUAAUUUGGGAAUUGGGAGUGGAGUAUUUUGGGAGUAAAGAGUAGUCAACUCUUCCUCGCCAUUGUGUUGUCCUGACCGCCAUCUCUCUGCUCAUUGCCGUUCACAUCAGCUGUUCACCUGGCGUCUCCAUCUUCGUCUAUCCAUCUUCAUCUCUCCCGUCAGGCAUUCUUACACAGUACAUAUAUAUACAGACCCACUGAUACUUGUGUGUUUGAGGAGGUUGAAUUCUUGAUUGCGUCAAUGCGUAGAAAGAGCGAGUGCCAGAUUUUGUGGAAUUAGGGUUCUCAAUUUGAAGAAUGCCGCUGAGCAGGUACAAGAUACGGAAUGAGUUCAGCCUGGCUGAUCCGGACCUGUACGGGGCCGCCGAUAAAGAUGACCCGGAGGCUGUCCUGGAAGCCGUGGCCAUGGCUGGACUUGUAGGCGUCUUGCGCCAGCUUGGUGACCUGGCCGAGUUUGCUGCUGAAAUAUUUCAUGAUUUGCAUGAAGAAGUUUUGGCAACUGCCGCAAGAGGCCAUAGUCUGACUAUCAGGGUGCAGCAGCUUGAGGCAGAUUUCCCAUCAAUUGAGAAUGUGAUUCUUUCACAGACCAGUCACUCCUCGUUCUUCUACAAUUCUGGCACAGAUUGGCAUCCUAAUCUCCAUAUGGAUCAAAAUUUGGUUACACAGGGUGAUUUACCAAGAUUUGUGAUGGAUUCUUAUGAAGAAUGCAGGGGUCCACCUCGCUUAUUUCUUCUAGACAAGUUUGAUAUAGCUGGUGCUGGAGCUUGUCUAAAACGUUAUACUGAUCCUUCCUUCUUUAAGCAGGAAGCUUCAUCCUUUGAAAUGAUCAAUUCCAGUUUUCAUAGAGAAAGGAGAACACGUAAAGCUAAGCAGAAGAAAGGACAGCGCGGGAGGAACAGUCAAACCCCUGAGGUGUUACCCACAUCACAUGUCAAGCUACAUCAGUUGUUCAUGGAGGAGGAGCUUAUCGAAAAUGGGAAUAAUGACUCUAGACGUCAUGUGAAAAUAAAAAGAAGGCUAAAUGGUUUUCCUUUUGACUCAAAAACUGGCAAAAGCUACAUGGAAAAGUUUUUGAGAACUCCUUCGCCAGAGCAUAAAGCUGUUCAUGAAGUAUGUGCAGAGUCAGUGCAAUUGAAGCUGCCAUUAAGUAGUGCGUAUGAAACUGAGCCUGAUUAUAGUGGAUCCAGAAAGGCAAGCGGCGAUGAAAAGCUCACACGCUCACAGAUAAACCUAUCACCAUCUCUAUCGCCACCACAAAGCGAAGAGAAUGAUGUACUAGAAGAACUAAACGAUGCUCCAUAUGAGGCUGUAACUGAUGAUGACGUUUUAGCUAUUUCUACCCGCAGCCUUGGCUUUGAUGUAGGUGACAAUUUGCGUAGUUUUUAUAAAGUGGCCACUGGUAAUGAAGUAUUAAUCAACGGAGAAGACACCACGGGAGAUAUCACAAAGGAUUACCACUCCGAUGAUGUUUGCAGUGAGGCAGAGAAUUAUAUGGAUGCCCUUGCUAGCAUGGAUUCAGAUUUAGAUACAGACUCCGAGUUGAGAGCCAGAACUCAUUCCCCGGCUUUGAACAGAGACAAGCGUUUGAUGACAAAUCUUGAUCAGAUUCGGUCUCGAUCGUGUGACUCUCAAUCAGUGGGCAACUCCACUUCAUUUGAUGAUGCAAAUAGCGUAUCAAAAAAAGAAGAAUCUAGUUUUUCUUCUUCUGUAUCUCCUUGCACUUCUGUUGAAACUACUGCACCUCUGGAAGGUCAUGCUGCUAACAUGACUGAGAUCCGUGAAAUUCAGAUGUGCUCUCCAGUUGGCUCGCAACAUAUUGGAGAGUCAGUUGCAUCAGCCCAUCCUUCAGAACAUGCUUUUUUUGAUGUAUCUACCGAAGCUGCAGAACACCACAGUCAAAGCUAUGACUUGGAACAAUCUAGCACUUCAACUCUUCAAGAUUGUUCUUUGAAUCAAGGAAUAGUGAAGGCUGGGACAGUCACGAAUGAAGAUGCUUUGGUGAAACCAACUAUUAGGGAAGCUUUAUCUACUCUUGAUAAAGAUGAAUUCAAUUCCGCUGGUGUUGCAAAAACGGGAGUGUCUCAGCAUAUGGUUGCUUCUGCUCCGAUUGAGUUAGUCAAUCCAGGCCAAGAAGUUGGUGAUUUGCCACCUAUAGUGUCUGCUGAAAGUGAGUUGCUAGGUGAGAUACACACCACAGAUAAGAAUGAAGGAAAUGAUCUUACUUAUUCAGCAAAUCAUUCUGAUGUUCCUUGUGCCAGUGGAUAUGAUAAACCAGCUCCGCUGCUUAUUGAUGUUCACAAUGAGGACUUAAGUAACAAUCUUUAUGUAUCUAACACAUUACUUCCUCAAAGUAAAAACAAGUAUUUGGAUAUGCCAGGUGGGGAGGUCUUGGAUUUGGUCGAGAAUACAAAUUAUUUAGAUGAUCUCUCUCAUUGUCUUACAUCAAGCGAAAUUGGUUAUUUUCCUUCUUCGUCUACUGUUAACUACUCAACUGAUGAAUUGGAUAAUGAGGGUCGUAAUGUUAUACCUUGUGUUUCAGUUCAUCAGCCAAAUAUAUUAGAGGCUUCUUUGGAAGAGGAACACAUCAAACAUGAUUUGUGUAUUGCAUCAUUGGAAGGGAGUGCUGAAGAUAAUUGUUCACAUAUUCGUGAAUAUCACAUUGAUUCACCAAACUUGCCCGUGGUGCAAAUUGAAAACAAACCUUUUGAUUCAGCUUCCAAACAUGACACUGUUCAUACUAGUGUAAACUUGGACGAGACAUUGAGGUUUGAGGAAGAAAAUGCUAAAGGUACUUGUGGUACACUUUCAGACGGUAAGGUUGGUCCACCAAACCUCUCAAGCAUGCAAAUUGCUCCUCGGAUUUCUGGUAUGACACAUCCCAUCCCGCUACUUGAUACUAGAGAACUUAUUAUCUCACAAAGUAUGCAGGCAAAUCUUGAUGAGGCCCUAGAUAAAAGAUUUGCUGAAAAGCUUGGUCAUUUUCACCCUAGUCCAAGUUUGACUGAAGGGGAGACCUCUGCACUGUCUCCUUACCCUGAUUUAACAAGUGAGGAGAAACCCUCAGUCUUACAUGUAAGGGUGACUGAGGCUCACAGAUUAAAUAAUGGUGGUAUAUCUGCUUCUUUGGGUAUUGAAGGGCUUCAAGAUGACUCUGGCGAGCUAAGUGAAGUUGGCCACCACGCAAAUUAUCUUGAUCAGCAUGUCACUGAUGGCUAUGGCCACUUUCAGCCUGCAGUGCUUCCCUGUGAUCCUAAUAAAACCAGUUCCAUGGAGCUACCUUUUGAGCAAAGUUCUUUAGAUGUUGACCAAAUAUCUUUUGCUGGGAACAAUUUUAGGGAUGCCAUGGGACACACUUCAAAUUUGCAAGAUCAUCCAUGUGCUGAGCAUGAACCGGAUAUGCCAAGAUAUGAAUUUGAUCAUGAAGAAGAACUUGGUAAGGGUGGCACAGAUUCAAAACAUUUUCCCCAUAAAGACCAAGAACUUUUUUGUCAAGGUGACCAAGAUGCGAUAUUUGAUACAUCUUCCAAAUUUGUGGUUACAAACAUUCUGGACCAACUACCUUUUCCAGAAGGCAAUUGUGAAGAUUCUUCCUCAUCUCUGGCAUCUCAGUAUGAAAAACAAAAGGUUGUGAACAAUUGCAGCCAGCUUGAUAAGGAGUUGCUGAUUGGUGAUGAGGGAAUUUCAACUUCAGUUCAGCCACCUCAGUCAGAACAGAGACAACUGUUGUGUUUCACUGAAUUUGAAAGAUCUGUUAACCCUUCUUCCAAAAAAGAGAAAACAGAAAUGCCAAUUCAUUGUUCAUUGCCAAAGCUUUUACCACAAGAAUACCAUGAAGGUUCCUUAUAUGUGCCAAGUCAUGACUGUGCAGGAGUUCCAGGUCAUGUUCACCAUGAUGAAUCCUUUGACUCUUCUCCCAAAACUACACAUGAAAGCCCUCCAUGUCAACCUUCAGUGCCAAGACUCUUCCCAGAAGGCAACAAUACUGUUAACAUAUUUGAACAGUGUAAUAAUCCAUUCACUUGUGUACCUCCUGGUGGAGGAGUGCAUCUUGGGACAGAUCAGACCAAUCUUGAGGAAAUGCCUCCACUGCCUCCUCUCCCUCCUGUUCAGUGGAGGAUAGGAAAGUUUCAGCAUGCUUUCCCUUAUGAGAGAGACAACAACAACAUUACCCCAGAGAUGAUGAAAAAUGAAGCAUGUGUGUUGCCUAGCUUGCCAUCUGAAUUUGAUCAGGCAGUUCAACCUUUGGUAAAAUUACCUCCUAUAGAGAUAACAGAUGGGGAUUCACCUCUUGCUUAUCAGAAUGAUGCAAUUUACGAUGGUUCAUUCCCUUCACAUAUGCCAAAUGAAGUUUAUGAUGAAAAUGACGAACAAUUUUUUGAUGUUAUGGCCAGAAUGCAGCCUCUAAAUUCGUUCUCACAAGUAAUUCAUGUAGAUAAAUCACACACAAUUUCCUCUAAGACAUCAUCAGGAGAACAUGACCAGCCUGCUAAGCAGGUAACAGAUGCUACAAGUUUAAAUGAACAGGAGCCUGAUAAAGACUUCAAAAAUUUGGAAGAAACUUCGACAACGAAUAAUAGACAAGGACCAUUUGUCAGUUCAGAUGAUUCUGAUUCCGUGGGUUCUUCUCUGUUAGCGAACACUGGCUCUACAAGUCUGGAGGAAAAUUUCACAACAGAAAUAGAAUCAGUCCAACCUGAGCAUCCAAUAGCCCUUGAUCAUCAAGAAUUAGCCAAACCUGAGUCUCACUUGGCAACCGAGACAGGCUCGAAUGGACUGGAUCUUGACAAAGCCUCUGUAAUUUCGCAGGAGAAUCUGUUCAGACAUGAGACUAUAGAAAUGGAGAAUGAAUCAACUCAGCCCGAACACCAAAUAGCAUCAGAGAUGAACUUGAAGGAACAAGAGUGUGAGAAGGGCUCUGCACAGGUGGAGGAGAAUACGGUCAGGGGUGAUACAGUACGCUCAGUACUGGAGGCAAAAUUACGUAACCCUCUGUACAGAAAGCCUAAUUUAGACGGAGAUAUUUUAUGGCCAGCUGUGGAAGAUGGAGCGGUGAAUGAGAACAAGAAAAUGAAGCUGCCUCGACCUCGAAGUCCUCUUAUAGAUGCCGUAGCUGCACAUGACAAAAGCAAAAUGAGGAAAGUGAAUGAUAGAGUUAAACCCCCCGUACAAAAGGCAGAUGAGAGAAAUAAUCUUCUAGAGCAGAUAAGGAACAAGUCAUUCAGUCUGAAGCCAACAGUCGUGACAAGACCACCCAGCGUUCAGGCUCCUCAAACCAAUCUGAAAGUUGCUGCCAUUUUAGAGAGAGCAAAAACGAUUCGCCAGGCUUUUGCUGGAAGUGAUGAAGAGGAAGACGAGGAUUCUUGGGAUUAAUUUAUUCAAGAAAAAAAAGAGUUUCUCAAUUUAAUCCGUUGGCUCUCGCAUGUUCCAGAUUCUCAAAAUAUCUUACCAGGUUUUGGUAGAAAGAGCGUCGUUCCACCCAACCCCCAAUGUAAGAUAUAUACUCACCUCCUCCAUAGCAUGUAUUCACUUAGGAUUCUAAUAGUUUAUUAUAAUAUCUCCAGUGUGCUAGCACAAUCUUAUUCAUUUUCUCUGUAAAUCUUUUAGUUGUCCUAUUUCACGACCGUUUUUUUAUUUUACAUUGUAUAAAAAAUACUAACGGUGAAAUUCAUGAAGCACUAAUUGUGCAUAUAUAUAUAUAUGUCGAACGGGUAGGAUAUGAUGUGGUGAAUAGAUUAAUAGUUAAUAGAUAUGAUGUGAUUUGUAUGCUAAAAAUUACUGUUGCAUUUCACGAUUAUCUUUUGGCUGGAGGUUAGUUUGAGAACGAAUGGAUCAGAGGAAGAGCUAAAUAGAUUAUACUCCGUAUGUAAUUUCUUGUAACUUGAUCUUGUUAUAAAACUGUUAAUCAAUUUUUUUCUUCUUAAUUAUCUGCUUUAAUUUUCAAGAAAAUGUAAACAAAAGAAACUAGUGUACUCCUAUAUGUAAUAUUCACUAACAAGGAAGCUGUUUCAGUUUAGGUUAUUUUUGGUGUGUUGGGUCAUCUUUGUAUAUAGAAGUUUUCUCACCAUGGCCACAACUCAAGCAGUUUGCAUGGAACUGAUCCUUUGUUUGUUGCUUCUGAACUGCAAUUGGAAGAAAGGGACAUCACAUCA
This is a messenger RNA of Cuscuta campestris, 6161 nucleotides long. NCBI's taxonomy places the organism in Eukaryota, Viridiplantae, Streptophyta, Magnoliopsida, Solanales, Convolvulaceae. The record is from the annotation of a GenBank genome assembly.